Nothoprocta perdicaria is the source of this 2538-nucleotide messenger RNA. It is a transcript of the gene SLC49A4, whose product is annotated as disrupted in renal carcinoma 2. The transcript is spliced from 9 exons. The record is from RefSeq and is a predicted model, not a curated record. Gene Ontology annotation, cellular component: membrane; intracellular membrane-bounded organelle. Lineage: Eukaryota; Metazoa; Chordata; Aves; Tinamiformes; Tinamidae. The annotation marks the transcript as partial.
CCGGUGCCGGUGCGGCGGCUGGCGCCGGCCGCGGGCCGCGUCUACGGGCGGCGCUGGCUGGUGCUGCUGCUCUUCUCGGUGCUGGGCUUCGCGCAGGGCCUCGUGUGGAACAGCUGGGGGCCCAUCCAGAACUCGGCCCGCCUGGCCUUCGGCUUCAGCAGCUGGGACAUCGCCCUGCUCGUCUUCUGGGGGCCCAUCGGCUUCGCGCCCUGCUUCUUCUUCAUGUGGCUCAUGGACAAGAAGGGUCUGAGAGUAACGGUGUUGUUAACAUCAUCCCUGAUGGUAUUAGGAGCUGGCCUAAGAUGUGUUCCCGUUUCAGACCUGGAAAUAAGGAAGAAACUGAUUCACGGAGGACAACUGUUAAACGGGCUGGCAGGGCCGACGGUGAUGAACGCGGCGCCGUUCCUCUCCACAACGUGGUUUUCUCCAGAUGAACGUGCCACGGCCACAGCCAUCGCGUCCCUGCUCAGUUACCUGGGUGCUGCCGGCGCCUUCUUGGUGGGACCUCUCGUUGUUCCUUCUCCCAACGGAUCAUCGCAUCAGCUCGGGUCAGGAAGCAACACGGAGCACAUCAAGGACCGCAUUGAGGCUGUACUGUAUGCAGAAUUUGGAAUGGUUUCCUUGAUAUUUUCCGCAGCGUUGGCCUACUUCCCCUCACGCCCUCCGUUCCCUCCCAGCGUGGCUGCAGCUAGUCAACGGCUUAGCUACAGGAGGAGUUUUUGUAGGCUCUUAAGCAAUUUCCGAUUCUUGAUGAUUGCCCUAGCCUAUGCUAUACCAUUGGGUGUUUUCUCUGGCUGGUCUGGUGUUCUGGAUUUGAUAUUAACACCAGUUCAUGUAAGCCAAGUAGAUGCAGGCUGGAUUGGAUUUUGGUCCAUAGUUGGAGGUUGUGUUGUUGGCAUAGCAAUGGCAAGAUUUGCAGAUUUUAUCAGGGGCAUGCUGAAAUUUAUAUUGCUGCUGCUUUUAUCUGGAGCAACAUUAGCAUCAACCUGGUUCACUCUCACCUGUCUAAACAGUGUCACUCAUCUGCCUCUAACCACAGCUACGCUCUACACAUCCUGUAUUUUGCUGGGUAUCUUCCUGAACAGCAGCGUACCGAUAUUCUUUGAGCUCUUUGUGGAAACGGUCUACCCUGUUCCAGAAGGAAUUACCUGCGGAGUYGUUACCUUUUUGAGUAACGUGUUUAUGGGAGUGCUUUUGUUUUUCCUCACGUUUUACCAUACAGAAUUGUCCUGGUUCAACUGGUGCCUGCCAGGGUCGUGUCUGCUCAGCCUGCUCCUCAUCCUGUGCUUCAGGGAAUCCUACGACAGACUCUAUCUCGACGUGGUCGUCUCCGUUUGAUAACACAGCGCGGGAAAGGUUUGGAAGAGACCAGAAGCCAGUUCUGUGCUCUGCACCUCUGCCUGGAUUUGCAYAGCCAGGAAGAAGAAGACAACAAGAAAUGGCAAGCCUUGAAAGUGGUUUGAAAGAGCAAAAAUGAAUGACAGGUGGUUUCUUACGUUCCGGACCGCCUUGACUUGCAUUCGUUAUAAGAUAAAUGUGGAACCGGAGUGGCGGUGAAGCUGCCUGAAGUGCACAAGUAGAAUAGAGCUGAUGUGCAGGUUCUAGGGUCAGAACCUGGGUUCUUUAUUUAAAAGGCUGUUCAUGUAGCAGUGAAACGUACAGUUCUGUGGGUGUGCGUGUGUGUGUGUGUGUGCCAGCUCGAGGUUGCAUAGGUGUCUGUACACACCAGGUACCAGUGACCUUUGAGUCUUCUAUCAGAAUAGGAAUAGGGAAUAAUCUUCACAAAAGGAAAACUUUUUUUUAUAAAAAUCUGUGUUUUAAAAUACUUGUCAUUUAUAUGUCAAAUAUCCAUAUAAAUAAUGAAGCUAAAAUAAUUUGGUGCUUGUACACUACAUUUACAUCCUAAUAAAGUUAUUUCUGAUAUAAGACGCUGGUACCAGGGUUUUUAGCCAUAGUAGGUGUCCCAAGCAAUCGUGGCAGUGUUGCUGUAGGUGUUUAGCUGUCCCCCUGGAGCUCGUGUGUUCUGAGUGACAGCGAUAGCUGCCACCAAACCUGACCUGCACAGGUAGGCAGCAGCCUCUGAAACACCAGCGGGUCCGGUGUGUCCGCAGCAGAGCACCUGCGCUGUCCCAGAUGUUCAUUACAGAGUCACUGUUGGUGAAUGUUGCUGUGGGAAAGGCCACCACUGUGYUACCCUUUGGUCCCCUGUCUCCAGAACUACCUUCCUUACCCUGAAGACCUGUUCGUGCCGCUCAGCAAGGGUGGUGUGGACGUUUGUCCUGCUGCUUCUCUUCUGAUACUCUAAGGUCUGCAUAUUUUUUAGCAUUAGUUUACAGCUGAGGGUGCCUAAACAAUAUAGUUUGUUAAUCUAAGUCUUUAAAAAAUAUUUUUUGAAUUUUUUUCUAGUUAAUGAGGCGCCCUGAUGGCGGAGUGACAAUGGGAAAUGACUUGAGUUUUGGCAUAACUUGGGAAAUAUAAUGCCACUUCUUUUUAUCAGCACUAAUUUGUGGUUUUUCUGGCCCUUACUUGAAGAUAAAU